Messenger RNA from Cooperia oncophora, 606 nucleotides. NCBI's taxonomy places the organism in Eukaryota, Metazoa, Nematoda, Chromadorea, Rhabditida, Trichostrongylidae. The record is from the annotation of a GenBank genome assembly.
AUGACGAGAAUGCUCGAUCGACUAGUUGUCGCGUACGAAUUAUCUCAAAUCAGACAUGACAUUGAACAUCCUGCUCACAAACUGCAUUUCGCUGGUAUUGGUGCUGGAAAACGUGCUAACAUCUUAUUCGAUGACUAUUACCAGUCAGUGGUCAGAAAGAGGUCUGAAAAAGCGCAAGCCGAUAUCGACAACCGUCAUCGAGAGGUCAUGGUGAGCCUCCUAGAACAGUACAGUCUGCAGGUGUUCCACGAACAGUGGUUCACAAUGUCUGAGAUGUUACUCUACAAAAAGCGCGAAGAGGAUACUCUCAAAUAUAGUAAGAACUCGCGAGAUCUUCUGAAGAGCAUGUUUCUGGAUGGCAAAAUAGUGUUGACCAAUUCCGAUUUGAAGGAAGUGAUGAACCUUCUCAAUGUAGCUGGAUUACAAGUGGAGGAUAUGAAAAUGGAGGUAAUCGCACCAGGUGCUUUGGGUGGUGGCUCCCCACCAAAGCUCACGUCUGAGGAGAUGCGUCUUUUACAAGAAGUGAUCAAGCGACAAAUGGACGAUCUUCGAGACAUAAAGCGCAUCACGCAGCGAGAACAAGCUUAUGGCAAUCUUGUUGAAUAG